UACCUAGUGGGGCGGGUCAUGUUGGAGGGUAUGUGAACGCAACAUCAUCAUCACACACGGGGAGAUAGGAGGAGCGGAGGCUGCAGCCCGGCCGGCGGCGAGUAUGGUGCGUGUCACACACAGCAACAGGGGUAACGCGAGCGCGCCUCUGAGCUAAGCAUGGAGGAGUCGUUAUAAACCAGACAUUGGCGCUAUCAGGUGCAGGACCGGAGCCCUGAGCGGCAGGAACGGACACAGGACAAGUUAUUGUGUCUCUCGGUCAGAUGAUUCUCCGCCUGGUUAUCACAUGCUGUGUCAUGAAGCACAGAGAACAUUGACAUUAUUUAAAUUUUGGAAUAAUUAGAGGCGUAUUACAAUGGAGAGCACUAACUCUAGCCUCCAAUUGCACAAGCCCAUUCUGGAGCUCUGUUACGUAAGCUUCUAUCUUCCUCGGGGUAAUGUCAGGGGAUUCACGUACAAAUGCUGUGUAACACGAGACAAAGCUGGAGCAUGCUUUGAUAACUGUUUUCGAGUCAGGGAGGAGACGGAGCAGGCACAGCACAGGGAUCCACCUUAUGGAAGCUUUACAGAGGCCUUAAAGAAAACCACAACACGGGACCUGCUCAGAGAGCUGUACAAGCUCACUGCUGCUAAAGAUAAAUUGCUGAUUGAUCUCCUCCACGCAGCUAAGAACCCAGGAUUUAAAAUGGGAAAUCAGGAUGGCAAAUUUCAGGACCUGCCCGGAGCAUCCCAAUUUCUGGAGGACUCCUGUGGGCCCAUUGAUUUCCACGACUCAUUAACAGCCUCAAUGGAAAAAAAGGUUGCCUCAACAAAAGGGAAAAAAGGCAGGAGGUUCAGCCGAAGGAAAGAGAGCAUCGAGGACUUUGUCAACAAGAAAAUGAAGUGGAAAGGGGCCCCGGAAGCAGGGAUGUCACAGGGUAGAGAGAAAACACCCUCAAUAAGGGGAUCCCAAGCAGAAUCUAUUGACAAGUUGGUACGACCAAGACUCCAGUCUGUGGAGAAUAAGGACAGCUAUGCAGCUGGGCUUUCUGUGAAAAACACCCAUGGUAAACACAGUGAGAGCUCAGGGGUGCUUGGCCCAGAGUCAGCAAUGGGCAGUUUACAAUCUUUAUAUGACAAUGAUGUGUUUGGUGACUUCUCCGUGCUUCCUCAGAAUUCCAGCCCUGUGGGAGACCUGCAGGGUGUUGUCAGGAUUAUGCAGGAGCAGCACAAGAAUGCACUAGUAUAUGGCAGUUCAUCAAACAGGAGCUCCCUGGAACAGGAUGGCAGCGAGCCGUCUUGCAGGCAGAAAGAUGUCAGGACAGUUGUAGCUAAAGUGCAAGAUCUUAGUCCUUGUGUGCAGAGAGUGGUGACUACACAUAGCUUCUCAGAUGAGCUGCCUACAGAUGCAUGUAAGAAUGUCACUGCUGUCCUCUCUGCUGUGCCAAAUGAGUUUGUCUCUAAAGUGGAUGUGCUUACUGUGCAUGAGCCUGUUGAGCGACACCAGGAGGGGGGCACAAUUGCGGAUAGAACUCUCAAUGCGGAGACCAUGGCUGAUAAGGAGACUGUGCAAUCAUAUGGCUUUGUCAACAAAAGCCUCCUUAGGGUCCUUAAAAGUGACAGUGUGGAAGAGACAGAGUAUUGGCUGGGACAGCUGGAUCACAGAGGAAAGCAGGGCCGUGUGAGUCCCAGCCUAAUGAAACGGGUGUUUAAUUCGCAGGAAUCCUUAAAUUUACCAGUAUUCUCUCAAAAGACCAUUAAAGCAGAGAAGUAUGCAACAACCCCUCCUGCAGACUGUGGUGUGCUCAGUCACCGCUUCCCAUCAAGUAAUAAUGUCAAUAAAGAGGCGUCUCCUGCCUCAUCUCCGCUUUCAUCCAGGCUGCCCAGCCCACAGCUCCAUCACCGGAUUCUUCCUUUGCCCACUCAACUCUCUGAGGGUGAUCCCAGCUCUUUGGGGAGAGAAAUGCUUUGGUCGGUACCACGUGACUUUAUCAGAGAGUCCUCAUUCUCAGCAGUGGGGGCUAGACGCAAAGCAUCUAGCCUCGGCAACCUGGGACCAGAAUCCUGUCUUGCUGAUGAGUUCCGGCUAAAGCAUUCAGGAAAUGGUAGAGUCGCCACCUUGCACCUAGAUCUGCCCCCUCCAGGAGGCGGAAUUGUAUCAAAAUCGCUGCUAGAUUCACAAGUUGAAGGGUCUGGUGUUUCUGAUACGAGAGCAGUGACGAGCAGGGAUCAGCAUGCAAGGCCUGAUAGAAAUCUUCUCCAUCUGACUCUGGAAAUACAUCCAGACAAUAGUCCCUCCGAUCCUGAUGACAGGACACCAGGGAGACUGCAGGCUGUUUGGCCACCACCAAAGCCCAAAGAUGAGGAGGACAAAGUGGGGCUGAAGUAUACUGAAGCCGAGUACCAAGCUGCGAUCUUGCAACAGAAGAGGAAGCACAAGGAUGAGGUGGAGAAUCUGAAGUCACAGUUUGAAAUUGACAUUUUCAAUGUACGAGGAGAACAGGCGGUCCAAAUCUCAAAGCUGGAGGAUAGCAUACAGAGCCUACGAGAGGAGUUAGCAAACAGGCUAAAUAAGGUAAAGGGAGACGUCCGGGAUGCCUGCAUUUCAACUGAAGAUGAGAACCUCCCAAAGACCUUUCGCAAUGUCUAUAUUCAGACUGACCGAGACACCUUCCUAAAGCCCAGUGACCAGGACAACAAAGCUCAAAAGAACAACCACAUACUUCCUAAGAAGCUGAACAUCCCAUCACUGACUCAGAGCCUAGCAAGCCCUACAGAAGCUCAGGAGCGAUCUCUGAAUGUGCCUACCUCCUUACCACAUGUUGGGACAGUUCCACCCCCUCCUCCCCUGUUGGGAGGUCAGAUUCCACCACCGCCUCCUUUUCCUGGUGCUAGUUCUAUUCCCCCACCCCCACCACUGCCAGGUUUUAGACCUCCUGCACCUCCUCCUUUACCUGGGUUUGUGCCCCCACCACCGCCGCUGCCUCCUGGCUCUGGUCCACCUCCUCCGCCCCCACUACCCGGCUCUGGUCCACCUCCUCCGCCCCCACUACCCGGCUCUGGUCCACCUCCUCCGCCCCCACUACCCGGCUCUGGUCCUCCUCCUCCACCGCCACCACCACCAGGCUUUGGUCUUCCACCGCCUCCAUCUCUUGGUUCUUUUUUUGGUGGACUCAUGACGACAAACAAACCCCCACGCAAGCCCCCAGUAGAGCCUGGUUGUCCAAUGAAGCCUCUUUACUGGACAAGAAUUCAACUAAAAAACAGCAGUGCCAAGUCGUCUUUGUGGGAAUCCCUGAGGGAACCAGAUAUUGCUGACACCAAAGAAUUUGAGGAUCUUUUUUGUAAAGCCAGUGUUCAGAAGAAGAAAAAGCCACUUUCUGAGUCUUAUGAGAAGAAAACGAAAGCAAGGAAGAUUAUAAAACUGUUGGAUGGGAAGAGAUCGCAGGCUGUAGGCAUUUUAAUAUCCAGUUUACACUUGGACAUGAAGGACAUCCAGCAUGCUAUUCUAAAUGUAGAUGAUUCUGUGGUAGAUCUGGAGACCAUAGAGGCCUUGUAUGAAAACAGAGCACAGAAAGAGGAGCUGGAGACCAUCAAGAAAUACUAUGAGACCUCCUCAUCUGAAGAUGUGAAGUUAUUGGACAAACCUGAACAGUUCCUGUAUGAGUUAUCUCAGAUCCCAAACUUCACAGAGCGAUCGAAGUGUAUUAUUUUCCAAACCGUCUUUGCUGAAGUCAUUGGCUCACUGCGCAGGAAAAUAGAUAUUGUCAUCCGGACCUGUAAUGGCUUGUUGGAAAUGGAGAGUGUGAAAGACAUAAUUGGUUUGAUACUUGCUUUUGGAAACUACAUGAAUGGAGGCAACCGGACACGGGGACAAGCAGAUGGAUUUGGACUGGAAAUUUUGCCAAAAUUAAAAGAUGUCAAGAGUAGGGAGAAUGACAUCAGCCUUGUGGAUUACGUGGUCCGUUAUUAUCUUCGACACUUUGACAAGGAUGGCGGAACAGAUAAGAGUGUCUUUCCGUUGCUAGAACCUCAGGAUUUCUUUCUGGCUGCACAGGUGAAAUUUGAGGACCUUGAAAAGGAUUCACGGAAACUGCAUAAAGAUAUUGAAGUGUGUGAGAAGCAGGCAAACAUGGUGAUGAGGGAUUCUCCAGAGGACCAUCUCCAGCCAUUUAAAGACAGAAUGACAGAGUUUAUCCAGAAAGCCAAAGAAGAAUACAAAACAGAGGAGGAUAAUCUGAGCAAAGCACAGAGCAGCUUUGAAGAAACCGUUGGGUAUUUUGGAGCCAAGCCAAAGGCCGGCGAGAAGGAAAUAAGCCCCAACUCCUUCUUUGUGGCGUGGUACGAAUUCUGCGGUGACUUCAAGAGUGUGUGGAAACGAGAGAGCAAAGCCCUCUCGACAGAAAGGCUCCGUCUGGCUCAGGAGACUGUUAACAAGCUGACAGCAGAGAAGAAAGUGGAAACUAAGAAGAUUAACCCAACAGCCAGUCUGAAAGAAAGACUGCGGCAGAAAGAAGCAAGUGUCGGCAACAACUGAGAUUACCUAAGGGGGUUGCAGAAUUGUGUGUGUGUAAUAAUAAUGUCAGACAAUCAUUUGGGACACCGUCCGUUGAAUAAUAUUGCGGCAAAGGUAGAUUGAGGAGAGUCAGAAGUUACGAAACCUACCCGACAAUGCUAGGAUAAAGCAGAUGCGUUCUGUAUGUUUGAAAAAGGAGACCUCUCUUCUAUGUGUAAAUAGAUAUCUAGAGUUUAUUUGGCCCUUGCAGUUGCUGAGGGCUGUACAAUCAGUCUGUAUAUAUCCUGAGCUGAAGAAGAAAACAAAAAAGCUUUAAAUAGCAGAUAGGUUUAAUUCAUAAUCUGGGACAGAACAAACUGCUGGAAAUGUUCCAGAUUAUUAUUAUUAUUAUUUUUUACUAAACCUAUCUGCAACAAUUGUUUUUUAUUUCUGUUAUUUUUAUAGACUCCACUUGUAUAUUCUUGUAUAGAAUAUUUGAGAUAAAUAUAUAUAUUAUAUAUAUCUAUAUAAAUCUAUUUAUGCAGGAUAAAGUAUGUUAAUUAUUAAAUAUUGAAUAUAUAGAUGAAUUUUAUAGCUGUUGCAAGAUUCCUGCUUUGUGAUCCUAAUAACUGGUUCUUGUUGGUCCAGUAGGAAAUUGCAGCCAAUGUAUGUUCCCCCAUGUUUGCUGAGCAGCUAAACAUUUGCACUACAGACGUAUUUUUCCCAUAUUAUGAUUUAUCCAUAUAAGAGUAUGUGCAGAUAUGGUGAGGACAUACACCAUGUAAAAUAGGGUGUCUGCUUGUGACACCAGUGAUCUGACAUUGUAUGGUAUGCGAGGAUGCAUUGAGACUUCCAUAUCUGUACUGAUGAAGUAUAUUAAAAUAAAAACCUUACCUGAACUAGCUAAGUGGGGGCCUCCCCCAUUAGUAAACAUUAAUUUUAAGGUAACUUGUGCAACAAAUAGCUUACUACUAUACGAUAAAAGGUGAAAUGUGGAAGGUACAAUCCUACUACAGGUGAAGCAGUAGAUAUGGAUUAGUCUGUCAUUUGUCAUUCUCCUAGCACAGGGCAAUCUAUCAUUGUAUUGUAAAAUCUUAUUUAUGUUAAAAGACCGUUUUUUGUAGCUGCCAUUUGCUCUAAAAUCCAAUAUUUGUUACUGUUAUAUUCACAAAAUAAAGUUCUUGUUUUAAAUGA
Molecule: messenger RNA, 5668 nt
Organism: Pseudophryne corroboree (corroboree frog)
Lineage: Eukaryota; Metazoa; Chordata; Amphibia; Anura; Myobatrachidae
Gene: FMN1
Product: formin 1
Exons: 19
Coding region: 356-4516 (1386 amino acids)
Biological process (GO): actin nucleation
Cellular component (GO): cytoplasm; actin filament; endoplasmic reticulum membrane
Molecular function (GO): microtubule binding
Source: RefSeq, a predicted model, not a curated record